AUGGAGCUCGAGCGUGUUGUAUCUCAUACUCAGUACCUCAACAGGUUCACCUUCUUCUCUUCUGAGAUUGACGAGACUAUUCACGCACCAGAGUUGGGUGGUCUUCUCAUGCCUGGCGAGUCCUUCAGAGACUUGUUCGAACUCGGUCCGGAUGGUGGUGUCUGGUGGCUCGAUAUGCUCAACCCCUCCGAGGAAGAGGUCACAGCCAUCUGCAAAGCAUUUGGAGUCCACCCUUUGACUCGCGAGGAUAUUGCCACCCAAGAGACACGUGAGAAGGUUGAGCUGUUCAGAUCCUACUACUUUGUCUGUUUCCGAUCCUUCUACCAGGAGGAUAAGCAGAGCGAAGACUACAUGGAGCCCAUCAACGUCUACACCGUCGUCUUCCGCGAAGGACUGCUGACCUUUACCUUCUGCAACAACCCACACGCUGCUAACGUUCGCAAGCGUAUUGGUCGUCUUCGUGACUAUGUCAACCUCAGUGCCGACUGGAUCUGCUACGCUUUGAUCGACGACAUUGUCGAUGCUUUCGGCCCUGUCUUGCGUGAUGUCGAGCAUGAGGCUGAUGCCAUCGAGGACAGUGUCUUCACUGCGCGCUUUGAAGAUUCUCGCCUCAUCCUUCGACAGAUUGGUACUUGCCGCAAGAAGGUCAUGUCCCUGCUGCGCUUGCUUGGCGGCAAGGCAGAUGUCAUCAAGGGCUUCGCCAAACGCUGCAACGAGCAGUACAGCAUGGCUCCUCGUGGCGAUGUUGGCCUGUAUCUCUCUGACGUUCAGGACCACGUCGUCACCAUGAUGAGCAACUUGUCGCACUUCGAGAAAAUCCUUUCGCGGAGUCACUCCAACUACCUCGCUCAGAUCUCAGUGGACAACAUUGCCCAAGGCAACAAGGCCAACUCCCUGCUCUCCAGAGUCACUGUUCUGGCUACCAUUCUGGUUCCUCUCAACUUGGUCACUGGCCUCUUUGGUAUGAACGUCCGUGUGCCUGGUAUGGACGGCCCCAAUCUUGCCUGGUGGUUCGGCAUCGUCGGAUUCAUGAUCAUUUUCGUUGCAGCAUGCCUCCUAACCGCCUGGAAGCUCGGCCUGCUUGCGGACGUUGUUCCAGAGCGCGAGGAAGAGUUGUAA
Aureobasidium melanogenum CBS 110374 is the source of this 1119-nucleotide messenger RNA. Its product is annotated as Mg2+ transporter protein. NCBI's taxonomy places the organism in Eukaryota, Fungi, Ascomycota, Dothideomycetes, Dothideales, Saccotheciaceae. The record is from RefSeq and is a predicted model, not a curated record. Gene Ontology annotation, biological process: magnesium ion transmembrane transport; intracellular magnesium ion homeostasis. Gene Ontology annotation, molecular function: magnesium ion transmembrane transporter activity. Gene Ontology annotation, cellular component: plasma membrane. The coding region runs from base 1 to 1119 and encodes 372 amino acids. The transcript has a single exon.